Messenger RNA from Aspergillus nomiae NRRL 13137, 2400 nucleotides. RefSeq names its product choline dehydrogenase. Gene Ontology annotation, biological process: secondary metabolite biosynthetic process. Gene Ontology annotation, molecular function: oxidoreductase activity, acting on paired donors, with oxidation of a pair of donors resulting in the reduction of molecular oxygen to two molecules of water; oxidoreductase activity, acting on CH-OH group of donors; flavin adenine dinucleotide binding. Lineage: Eukaryota; Fungi; Ascomycota; Eurotiomycetes; Eurotiales; Aspergillaceae. The transcript has 6 exons. The record is from RefSeq and is a predicted model, not a curated record. Bases 1 to 2400 code for a protein of 799 amino acids.
AUGAAGCAGAAUCCGAAACGCAUUGGCCGUGUCGACAUCAGUGACUUGAAUGAGGAUCCCAUCGUGUGGACUGUCAUGGGGCGACUGGCAGGUGGUUUUAUUUAUGCUGGCAUCCUGCGAAUGGCAUUUGUCCAUCAGGCUACAUUCUGUGUCAACUCGCUGGCCCAUUGGCUGGGAGAUCAGCCGUUUGAUGCAAGCAAAUCCUCUCGGGAUCAUUUCCUAACGGCCCUUCUUGCUCUGGGAGAGGGCUACCACAACUUUCACCAUGAAUUUCCUUCCGACUACCGCAAUGCGACGAAAUGGUACCAGUACGAUCCGACAAAAUGGGCCAUUUGCAUCUGGGAAUACUUUGGCCUGGCCUACGACGUCAAACAAUUCCAUCCGGAUGAUGUACAGAAGCGGUAUAUCCAACAGCAGCAUGCUAUAUUAGUAAAGCAAGCGGCCAGGCUGGACUGGGGGGUACCGCCUAGCCGAUUACCAGUUCUUGAAUGGGAGGAUCAUUUCGCCUCUCUACGUGCCCUGUUGAUUCUCAGUCUUCCCCUCUCAUGGGUAGCCUCAUAUGGCCUCCUGCAACCAGCACUGGACCUUUUAAAGUCCACUGUACCGACACUAAAAGGGAAACUGGGCACUCUGAUGGGCGUGGUCGGAGUGGAAUCUACCUAUGAUUAUGUGAUUGUCGGAGGAGGCACGGCGGGCAACACCAUUGGCAGUCGCCUGGCCGAAGCAGGAUUGUCUGUCGCCAUCGUUGAAGCCGGCUCAUUUUAUGAAAUUAAAUCACCGCUAAAGUCCACCAUCCCCGCAGGGUAUAAUCUUCUUGUUGGGUCUGACCCGGAAAAUGUCAAUGUCCCAGUGGACUGGGGGAUCGUUACUGUCCCCCAAGCGGGCGCGAAUGGGCGUAGACUGCACUAUGCGCAGGGAAAAUGCUUUGGUGGGUCCUCUGCCCUUAAUGCCAUGAUAUACCAGAGAGGAACAACAGGGUCUUAUGAUCAAUGGGCCACCCUGGUAGAAGAUGAGAGUUAUAAAUGGGAGAAUAUUCUUCCGUUUUUCAAGAAAUCGGUGCAAUUUACGCCGCCUGACACAUCGAAACGGUUCCAGAAUGCGACAACCCUGUUCAAUCCAGACGCAUUCGACAAGGACAGCACAGGGCCCGUUCAAGUAUCUUAUAUCAACUACGUAUCGCCGUUCGCCACGUGGCUGAAGGCAGGUAUGGAAGCAGUGGGGAUUCCUGUGACUGAGGAUUUCAACAGCGGUCACCUUUUCGGAACGCAGUACAAUCCAUCUACUAUCAACCCGAUGGACGAGACUCGCAGUAGCUCAGACACUUUCAUUGGCAGUCUACCUAUUACGAGCAAGCUGCACGUUUACCCCGACACACUCGUCAAAAAGAUUGUCUUUGAUGAGAACAAGCAAGCUACUGGCGUUGACGUGGAAACAGCCGGACGAGGAUACCAUAUCCGAGCUGCGCGAGAAGUGAUAGUAUGUGCGGGUAGCUUCCACUCUCCGCAGGUUCUCAUGGUAUCUGGUAUUGGGCCUGAGAAUACUCUCAAUUCACUCAAUAUACCAAUUGUCUCCAGUCUCCCUGGGGUGGGACAGAAUAUGUGGGACCACCCGUUCAUUGCCCCCUCGUACCGAGUGAGCCUGGAGACAGAGACCCGGAUGGCGUAUGAUAAACUCCAUUAUCUUGAACAGGGGCUUGAGUACGCGAUAGAACAUGAAGGAACUUGGGCCAACACCCAAGAAUUGCUGGGAUGGGAAAAGCUUCCACGUUCCCAUCGCUUGAAUUUGUCUCACAGCACACUUGACGAUCUUUCACGAUUUCCCAGCGAUUGGCCGGAGGUAGAGUACCUUCCAGCAAAUGGAUUCAUCGGCAAUUUCAGUGACCUUAUGGGUCAACAACCAGCAGACGGAUAUCAGUAUGCGACCAUUGUCGGUGUCCUAAUCGCGCCGACCUCGCGGGGAAACGUCACCAUCCGCAGUAACUCCACAUCCGAUCGGCCUAUCGUAAGCCCAAACUGGCUGACCACAAAGACUGAUGUGGAGGUUGCAGUCGCAAUAUACAGGCGGAUGAGAGAGAUCUGGCAAAGCGAACCACUUCAAUCAAUCGCGGUUGGGAACCUGUCCUAUCCACUUCAUGAGGACCAAUCGGAUGAGGAAAUCAUCCAGUUUAUAAGAGAAUUGUUGAUGCCACUGUGGCAUCCAGCCUGCACCUGCAAGAUGGGUGUACGUAGUGACCCAAUGUCUGUCGUUGAUAGUCACGCCCGAGUCUAUGGAGUUGACCGGCUUCGAGUGGUUGAUGCCAGCUCUUUUCCUCUCUUGCCGCCUGGACAUCCUCAAAGUACAGUCUAUAUGCUGGCUGAGAAAAUUGCCCACAGUAUAAUAAGCCACUUGGGGAAGAAAUGA